Molecule: messenger RNA, 1301 nt
Organism: Prorocentrum cordatum
Lineage: Eukaryota; Dinophyceae; Prorocentrales; Prorocentraceae
Source: the annotation of a GenBank genome assembly
AGACGCGCAUCGCCUUUCUCCAGGACAACCCGAAGCGACGGGGGGGUCUGGCGGCCGAGCGGUAUGACAGGUACAAGGCCGCCACGACAGUACAGGAGUUCUACGCGCUGGGCGGCUUGGAAGGCGACCUGAACUGGGACCGCGACAGGGGUUUCCUGACCGUGGUCCCCGCGGCCCGCAAACGGAAGCCGGCGACGUCGCCGCGUCGCUCCAUCCUCGCGCGCCGCCGCGCCGAGAAGGAGAACCGGCAGGAGGAGGCGGGGGACGCCCCCUGCGCACGGACCCCCGGUGGCGCGGGCGCCGCGCGCGGCCCGCGGCAGGACGCCGAGCGCGAGCAGAGGCGCCUUGAGCGCGAGCGCGCGCGCAGCAGGACGCCAGCGGGCGCACACAAAGCUGCGCUGGCGCCGCGGACGCCCAGGGCCGCGCUUGCCCCGCGGACGCCUGGCGGCGCGGGGGCCGCGGCAGCAGCCCCGCGGACGCCCUGCCCCGCUCCGCGGACACCGGCAGCCCUCGUCGAGGCCCCGACAGCCGCUCCGCGAACGCCCGGCGCCGCCGCGGCCACGGCGGCAGCUCCGCGGACACCGGCGGCCCAUGAGGCCGCGGCGGCUGCGGCGGCAGCUCCACAGACACCGGCGGCCAUCGAGGCCCCUGCGGCAGCUCCGCAGACACCGGCGGUUCUCGAAGCCGCGGCGGCAGCUCCGCAGACACCGGCGGUUCUCGAAGCCGCGGCGGCAGCUCCGCAGACGCCGGCGGUUCUCGGGGCCGCGGCGGCAGCUCCGCAGACGCCUGGCGCCAGUGGGGCUCUGGCGGCAGCUCCGCGGACGCCCGACUUUGCUUGGGCCACACGGGCAUCUCUGCGGAUGCCGACGGCCCUCGGUGUCGCGGUGCCAGCUCCACUGACGCCCGGGUGGCCCGCCGCGGCGCCGGCAGCACCGUGCACGCCAUCGGCGCUCCCCAGAGCCGCCGCGCUGGCGCCGCAGACGCCCACGUUCGAGGUGGCGGCGCCAAUGACGCCGACGGCGGCGCUGCGGCUCGAGACCUGCAGGGCUGCUGGCGCCGGGGCCGGGCUGCAUCGUUGCGGCGCCGCCGCCGCUUGGGCCGCGGUGGCCGUGCUGCAGCUCGGGGCGGCGGCGGUGGCCGGGGAGGGUGCGGCGGCGGCCGCGGAGGCCGGGGCCACGGCGGCGGGGCUGCAGCUGGCGGCGUUCUCCGCCGCCGGUGCGGUGGCGGCCUCCGCCGUCGGCGCGGUGGCGGCCGUGGCGGGCCGCUUGGCGGGCGCUGCUGCCACGCGCCUCUUCAGCUAG